Mytilus trossulus (common blue mussel) is the source of this 2055-nucleotide messenger RNA. RefSeq names its product paired mesoderm homeobox protein 2A-like. Lineage: Eukaryota; Metazoa; Mollusca; Bivalvia; Mytilida; Mytilidae. The coding region runs from base 164 to 1045 and encodes 293 amino acids. The transcript has 5 exons. Gene Ontology annotation, biological process: regulation of transcription by RNA polymerase II. The record is from RefSeq and is a predicted model, not a curated record. Gene Ontology annotation, molecular function: DNA-binding transcription factor activity, RNA polymerase II-specific; RNA polymerase II transcription regulatory region sequence-specific DNA binding.
CCCAUUUAUUCUAAUGAAAAUAGAUCAAACGGGACAUCAUUAAUUUGUUAAAACAUAAGGUCGCUACCAUUUCAAUCACCUGCUCUUGUGCUUGUGGUCUUAUAACAUUAUUAAGUCCAACGAAAUCAAACGGUACAGUCGCAUAUCGCCAAAAUCUACAGAUAUGAUGGAAUAUUCGUACUUAGGACAAAACACUUUCGAUGCUGCCAAUUGUACUCUACCGGGAAUGGACAACCCUUUAGCUAGUUGCAGUAUCCCUUGUAGUUAUGGGGAUAGUAAUCCCUUCGGUCAAAUGGCUGCACAAGGAUAUCGUUAUAAUGGGGUGCGGACAUUCCCGCCUAAUCCAGCUAUGUCGUCUGCUAACUGUAGUAUGGUUCCUCGACCACGAGAACAUCCACAGGCUCCUGUUUUCCCUUCUGAGUAUGGUGACAGCUAUGCAGCAUCCACACUCGGCUUUGUUGCCCAGUCAAAAAGGCUAUCCUAUAAAAUGUAUCCUCAUAGUCAUGAAAGUGGUCUGAGUCCAGAAAAACGAAAACAAAGAAGAAUACGAACAACAUUCACCAGUGCCCAAUUAAAAGAAUUAGAGAAAGCUUUCUCAGAGACACAUUAUCCAGAUAUAUAUACAAGAGAAGAAAUAGCAAUGAAAACUGAUUUGACUGAGGCCAGAGUACAGGUCUGGUUUCAAAACCGACGUGCCAAGUUUAGGAAAGUAGAGCGAGCAAAGCAGCAACAACAAUCUGCAUCCUCCACACCAGCGACAACAAUAAAACAGGAACCUAAUGCAAGCAACAAUACAAACAACUCUAAUAACAACAAUAACAACACUAAGGAAAAGCAUAAACAGCCAGAGGAAACUUCAAACAAAACUUUGUCAGAAAGUUCUAAAUGGACAAGCAAUGUGUCGAGUAAUAAAGUAGCAACCUCCUUGAGUGGAGCACCAUCAUUACCUGGUCCGUACUCUGGUAUCCUUUCAGCACAUUCAUCUGAAUACCCUAAUGUUCCAGCUUUAGAAAAAGCAACAUCGUUGGCAGCAGGUUUGUUUUGAAGAGAACGGGACAGAAAGGGGAAAUAACUGCUACUAAUUUAUGUUGUGUUGAUAACGUUCACGUUCGUUGGCAGAAUAUUGACUGUACCUAAAGAGGAUAUAAAGUCCGAGGAUUGUAUUAUAUACUUCGUGUUCUAAGAUACAUCCAUUGUGCCAAUACUUUGAAUUGAUUAUGUUUGUAUAUAAUUGUACAUCGAUACUGGUUCAGAGAUAUGAUAGUGUUGUGGAAAGUACAUGUUGAGUGUUUACAGCACACAGAGUGAAACUUAAUACAUUGAUGUGAAAGAACAGUUAUUUGGACUUAUAUACGUGAAAGAGUGCCAUCAGUAAAGGGGACAAAUAUGUAGAAAGGGACGUUCUUGUGUACUUAUAGUUAUAAACUGAUGCUCUUUAGCACUUACAUAAAGAAGGCAUAAUUACUAUUGUUCCUUAUAAAUUAUGUUCAAUAUCGUUUUGAUACAUAUUAUUUACAUUUUUACUGCAACCAGCAUUUCACAUGUCAGCUGUAAAAAUCAUGAUACAGCAAAUACUGCAUACCUCUUAGAUUUUAUGUACAUAGUUAAAAGCUAUUUUAUGUUUGAAUAUAUCGUAUAUGAUAUACGUGGUGUCAGUUAUUAUAACAGAUCAGUAUUAUAUAAUUUUUUUAUAAGAGCAUUUUAAUUUAUUUUUAUCAACGAUAUGACCCUUACAGUAUUAUUUUUAUGUGCCAAAAAUAUAAAGUCAGUUGAAUGUAGAGUAUACAAACUUGUCUAAAGUUUGUGUAUUAUAUAUAUUACAGCUUCCGUAACACACUAUACCAAAAACUAAUGAAUUGUAAUUACUUUAUGUUUCAUUUUUAUUGUUUAUUUGUGAAAUGUAUUAUGAAAAAGUCAAUUUUAUUUUUAUUGCAAUAUUUCUAAUCGAAAAUAAGUGGUGAUAUUGAAAAAAGGCAAGAGCCGGUGUAUUAUGAAAGUGAUUAUGUUUGUCCUGUGUGUAAUUCUCUUAGUCUUAGAUAUGUCUUGUGCUUUGAU